AUGUUGCGUUCAGAUUAUAAUCGCAUCGACCCGAAACGGCGCGCGAAUCUCGACCAUCGCAAGAAGCAAUUUGCCGACCCAGCGUACAAGGACACAACUUACCCGCAUCGACUGAACUUCUACGCCGUGCCUCCCACCGCCGACAUCACCCUCGAGCAGUUCGAGCAAUGGGCCAUCGACCGCCUGCGAAUCCUAGCUGAGCUCGAGGCCUGUUCCUUCCGCAACAAAAGCGUCAAGGACACAGCUGACCACAUGAAGCCGUUGCUGGAAAAGUACCUGCCUCUUGACACCAACACGACCAAUAGCACCCAGUUGGCAAGCCAAAGACAAAAAGAUCAUUAUAGCCAUUUCAUCCUGCGCUUGGCAUUCGCCUCCACAGAGGAUCUGAGGAGGAGGUUCAGUCGCGUCGAGACCAUGCUAUUCAGACUGAGGUUCAACGACGAGAACUUGAAAGACCGAAAAGAGUUCGUACAAAGUCUGAACCUUGAUUGGGAAGAAAUCACCACCGAGGAGCGGAACAGGUAUGCCGACGAGUUGAGGGCUCUGGCCGAAAGCCGCAAAUCGCCCCAGGACGAAGAGAGCUGGUUCAAAGUCGACUGGGAGCGCGUGCCCGAUCUAGUCGAGUCGAGAAGGGUGCUUCUCAGGGCUGGCAAAGCAUUUGUGCCUGCGCGGGAGCAGACAAGCAUGGUGGUGGCCGAAUAUACCGGGCGACUCGAGCGUGCCUUGGAACUCACAGCGAGGGCGCUGCCCAGGCUGGACGAAGACGACCGACUCACGCCCAUCCUGGAUCACCUCUCCAAGAACUUUAUCACGCCGGAUGCAUCCUACAGCAGCAGCACGUCCUCGGUGCCUGGCGCCGAUAUAUCCGCAAAGAACGUCGACAAGCUCUCCGCCAGCUUCCCACUCUGCAUGCAGAACCUGCACAGGUCACUACGCCGGGACGCUCAUCUCAAGCAUUUUGGCCGUCUACAGUAUACCCUUUUCUUGAAGGGAAUCGGCCUGAACUUGGAAGAGUGCCUGGUAUUCUGGAGGACGUCUUUCAGCAAGCUUACAGACGACCAGUUCAACAAAGACUACAGAUACAACGUGCGACACUCGUAUGGUGAUGUCGGUGGAGACUCAAAUCGCCGCGGAGGCGGUUACUCGCCGUACUCGUGUCAAAAGAUCUUGACCGAGCACCCGCCUGGCCCGGGUGAAGCGCACGGCUGCCCCUACCGUCACUUCAACGAAGACAACUUGACAGCAUUACUUCAAGCUGUCGGCAUCUCAGAUAGGGCAGUGCUCCAGGGUGUCAAACAGGACAAACAGGCACAGAAGUUUCACAUGGCUUGUAAUCGUGUGUUUGAACAUGUCCACAAAAACGAAAUCAAGCGUGCCAAGGACGAAAGCAUCAUGACCACAGCUCAGCUCGACACCAUUGUUCAUCCCAACGAAUAUUUCAAGCGAAGCUACCUUCUUAAGAACUUGGGCAAGGACACGACUAAUAGCGAGGAUGUCAAGAUGGAAGGCUAG
Molecule: messenger RNA, 1512 nt
Organism: Truncatella angustata
Lineage: Eukaryota; Fungi; Ascomycota; Sordariomycetes; Amphisphaeriales; Sporocadaceae
Product: eukaryotic and archaeal DNA primase, large subunit-domain-containing protein
Exons: 2
Coding region: 1-1512 (503 amino acids)
Biological process (GO): DNA replication, synthesis of primer
Cellular component (GO): alpha DNA polymerase:primase complex
Source: RefSeq, a predicted model, not a curated record